CACUGUACUGUACUGCUGCGCUUAUAUAGGGCUCGGUAACCAAGGCAACAAACAACAUCAGGACCAGAAUGGUCAGAUUAGUCGCAUGGGUGUGAAGAGAAGCGAAGGUUGCUAAUACUCUAAAGCAUACAUUUCGCUCCCAAUUAGACGCUCCGGCGCGGGAAGCUGCCGAGACGUUCUCCAGAGCAGGAAAUUCCAGCGUGAAUUUCAGCGUCUUUAUCGGACAGACCCAGAUCUGUAAGGACCUUGGACAAAGUGUUUUUAAGCCGGAGCAGCCAUGCCAUUUGGCUGUUUAACUUUAGGGGAGAAAAAGGAUUAUAACAGUCCCACUGAGGUCACUGAUAAAUAUGACCUGGGACAAGUGGUCAAAUCGGAGGAGUUUUGUGAGAUCUUUCGGGCGAAGGACAGGAGCACACAGAAGAUGUACACCUGUAAGAAGUUCCUGAAGAAAGACGGGAGGAAAGUGCGCAAAGCUGCCAAGAACGAGAUUCUCAUCCUGAAUAUGGUGAAGCAUCAUAACAUCCUCCAGCUGGUCGACGUCUUUGAGACAAGAAAAGAGUACUUCCUCUUCCUGGAGCUAGCCACAGGCAGGGAGGUGUUUGACUGGAUCCUGGACCAGGGCUACUACUCAGAGCGUGACACCAGCAAUGUGAUCAGACAAGUGCUGGAGGCUGUGGCGUACCUCCACUCUCUCCGCAUCGUCCACAGAAACCUGAAGUUGGAAAACCUUGUUUACUACAAUCGCCUGAAGCACUCGAAAAUCGUCAUUAGCGAUUUUCAUUUGGCCAGACUGGAGAACGGUCUUAUUAAGGAGCCCUGUGGAACUCCAGAGUACCUCGCUCCAGAGGUGGUUGGCAGACAGAGAUACGGCAGACCGGUGGACUGCUGGGCUAUUGGAGUGGUAAUGUACAUCCUGCUGUCAGGAAACCCUCCGUUCUACGAUGACGCAGACGACGACGAUUACGACAGCCAUGACAAGAAUCUCUUCCGGAAAAUUCUUCAAGGAGACUAUGAGUUUGACUCACCCUACUGGGACGACAUCUCGGAUUCCGCUAAAAGUCUUGUUGCAUCUUUAAUGGAAGUAGAACAGGAUCAAAGACUGACGGCACAGGAGGCGAUCAACCACGAGUGGAUAUCUGGAAACGCUGCAUCAGACAAGAACAUUAAAGAUGGUGUUUGUGCCCAGAUUGAGAAGAACUUUGCAAAAGCUAAAUGGAAGAAAGCAGUACGAGUGACCACCUUAAUGAAGAGGCUCAGAGCCCCGGACCAGAGUGACUCUGGGGCGUCCAGUCCAGCGAUCGGGACCUCGGCAGGGCCGGUCACCCCGAGCGGCACCUCGGUUCCCCUGGCCGCCACCCCCGAGCCGCCACACGGUACCGCGGAGGUGAAGCCGGAGGAGGCGGCGGCUCCGGCUCGGUGUAACGGGGAGGUGCCACAGCUGAGUGUGGAGCCCAGAGAGGAGCAGAACGGCUAACGAGCGAAAUCCACAGCGACCAGACGCACAUCCGCACUGUAUAUAGGGAGACACACUGAAGCUAUCGGUCAAGCAAAGCUGAAUUUGUCGCGUAGUUAUUUCCUCACCCUCCACGUGCCGCUAAUCCUCCCCUGUUAGUUAGUCUCUUAUGUAAGUUUUCACUUUAACAUUUACAAAGAAAAUCUGUCAUGUAACAGAACAUAUACUGUAAAUAUGCGUAACAUUUAAUCUGAAGCGGUCUUGUGUUUCGUUUUGUUUGAAUUCAGCAAUUUACAGCAUCCAUUUGUACCAUUUAUUUAUUCAUUCCUAUUAUAUUAAAACAGAAUAUUUAAGGGGGAAAAAGAAAAUAUUAGGAAAAACUUUUUUAUUCCUAUUUAUUUACCUACACUAUGUCCUGUUGUAAUGGGAGGUAUUUUCACUGAUGAGGAAUCUUAUUAUGUAUUUUAUAUAAAGCUCACAGUCCCUGAAGCUAUCCACCUUAAAUGAAUAAAAAGAGAAGUAUUAAGUAUUAAGUUUCCUGCUCCAGAAAAGAGUGGGUCCGUAUGUUCUGAGUUAUGUACUGUAUGUGCCGGAGAUGGUGGUGCAGUAUUAUUGUUCAUUAUGUUAAAGGUUGUGGAAGCUGUGAACCUUGCACUUUUUCACUCAGUAGUAGCAAAACUAGUGAAACAUCUUAACCUAAAACUUAAUGAAGAAUUUCUCUUUUUAAAUUCUCCAUUCCCUGACAAUUCUUAAAAUUCUUUAUAUAAUAUAAUUCUAUCUUUAAGAAUUUAAACCCAAACCACCUGUAUACAGGCCCAUUCUUCAGAUGAUAAAGAAACUGCAUAACUAAUAUAUAAGUUGAAGUAUACUUUAACUUAUAUAUUAGUUAUGCAGUUUCUUUAUCAUCUGUAGUAGGUUACUAAAUUAUAAUAAAUUAUAAUUAUAUGGGGUACUGAAUCAUUUCUUGCAGGUACUGAAUCAUUUCUUGCAGAUACUGAAUCAUUUCUAGCAUGUACUGAAUCAUUUCCAUCAGAAUCAAUACUUAUACUUACUGAAUCAUUGUAAGAUAAAUAAAUACUUUUUAAUAUGUACUAAAUAUAUUUUUAGCAGUUAUCAAGAAACAUUUAUAGCAAUCACUGAGAAAUGUCAAGUGGUUUCUGAAUCCUUUUUAGUAGAUUCUGAAUCAUUUAAGCACUUACUGAAUCCUUUCUGUAAUUUACUGAAUAAUUGGUUAGUUACUGAAUCGAUUAGACAGUCGUGAAAUAAUCUCUAGAAAAACAUAUUAUAUUUUAAUAGUAUUAUAAUAUAAUAUUUUAGGUACUGAAUCAUUUCUUGCAGUUACUGAAUCAUUUCUAAUAAUAAGUAACUUCUGGCAGCUACUGGAUCAUUUCUAUCAGGUACUGAAUCAUUUCUAAUACUUACUUAAUCAUUUCAGCAUAUACUAAAUCAUUUCUAAUAAUUAAUUUCUGGCAGUUACUUAAUAAUUUCUAGCAGUUAUUAAUUCUAAUACUUUCUAAAUCAUUUGUUAGUUAUUGAAUGAUUUCUAGCUGUUAAAAAUAAUUUAAAUCUGUCAGUGAAUACUUUUAGUAAGUACUAAUUCAUUUUUAGCAGUUACUGAGAAAAUCAAGAAAUGUCUUGAUUCUAGUUCCUGAAUAAUGUGAUACUUAAUAUACAAACAAAACGUAUUUAAGUAGUUAAAGUAACUGCAUUGUUAAAUGUAUCCUGUUUUAAAAUAAGAAACUAUAGAAAGUAGAAAACAGAUAACAGUGGAAAACUGAUUCUGAGAAAAGGAGGAAUUCCUCAUUAAGUUAAUGUAGACCUCAUUUAGUAAGUUUAAUUAAAGUGCAAGGUUCAACCAAACCAGCAUUGCUCUUUUUAUCUAAGUGCACCAUUUCGUGUCAGUGUAUGAGCCAGCUCAGCCACCCUUUACCUUCUAGUUAAAGUGCCCGUUUUGUGACUAUUUCUAUACAGAAACACGUCAAUAGCAUUUUUAAAACUGGAGGCGGAUUGAGGACGAGUCUUCAGCAGGUCUGCUGUGCUGUCAGAUAAUGAUACGGUUAUUUAUUUCAUUAUUUGAUGACUUGUAAAGAUCCUACAUACUGCACCUUUAAGUGCCAGUAUCCUGCACUCUUUCUAGCUGUAAAAAUGCCUUUUAUUCUGUUCAUCUCAUAAUAAAGCCUCUCUCAGUGUCUUUGCAGCAUCUCACCUGAGAAGUGUUCACUCCCCACCCGCCCUGAACAUCCCUCGGCUUUAUUAGAGGCACAGUUGCAAACAUUUGACGCAUUUGACUCUCUCUCUUCAGAGACGUCUGCUUAAUUUAAAAGUGCAUGUGUCCUGUUCGAUUUUGGUGUUUUGUAAAGACUUUAUGCUGCAAAGGAGAACCUUUGAGAACCUUUGAGAACCUUUUGUCUUCAUGUGUAUUUUAAUUUCUUUCUCAAUGAGGUUAAAAAGGCCAAAUUCAAUCAAGCCUCUACAUUUUCUAUUUAAGAUGUCAGGGAACCUUUAGAGAGGAAAAUAUCAAAGCUGGUUUAUGAAGAGCAUUUUCACUUCUUAUCUCCUCCAUUACAUCAGACAAUUACUGCAAACCCCUAAAAUAAGCCCCUAAAUAAAUUAAAAAUGGGGAUGAAUUAAACAAAACGUAUACAGAAACUUUUAUGCAUGUUUUGUAUUUCCACUCGGGUCUCAACUGCCUCUAUAAACACUCCAAACAUCGAAAAAUCCAUCCAUACGUUUUCUGUGAAUCAGCUGAAAGACUUUGGAUGGCUCCUCCCUUAUUGUGACAUCAGAUAAGAAACCCUGCCUAGAACUGCCCUGACUCCACCCCUCACCAGAGCCCCGCCCACUGGAUCAGUUGAAGAAACUACAUUGUAGUAUGCUGAUUGAGAACCUCAGACAGUACACAGCAGAAUUAGCCAGCAGACUUCUUUUGAGGGAGGGAUCUGUAACUGGAACUACUGUCCGUGGCAAGUCAGCAGAUGAGGUAGAUGGAAGAGCUUUCAAAUAAUGAGUUUUUUUGAGAGUGCUUCUAUUGCAGUUAAGCAUAACGCUCAGCAACAGAUUAUUUGCAUAAAAGUGACAGAGCCCUCAAACGGUUCGUUCUGAAAGGAACAUAAACUGGUAAAAUAGAGCUGGUGAGAUCUCUUUAUUUGAGAGUAAUUUUGUGAAAAGAAUUCUAACUUGUGUAAAACAUAUAUAUAUAUAAUAUAUCCCCUUUAAAGAUAGUACCUAGCCACUUGGGCAGGAUAUUUCUUUAUUUUUUCCAGAAAGUUCAAUGAUGUAUUUUGCAAAAACAGUCAAGAAAAUGUAUCUAUAUUUGUCUAUCUUUCUACAGUACACUGGUUUUAUGCAGUGAAUAAGCUAACUAGCCUUACUGCUAGUUUUAAUAUGACUUUUUAGCUUUAGCGAUUAGCUCGAUUCAGCCCCAUUGAUUUUGGACACACUUGUAGGCUUACUCUAACAGUCUGCAGUAAUUUUCUCAGAUAACGAUGGAGAUAAGUGGGAAAGCUCCUGAUAAACCAGCUCUGACAUGGUUUCAUACGUUUAGCAGAUUGUUUACCGACUAACAAAGCAACUUUUGUGUGUUAUAUUUUACGCCAUCUUUGGCCUGAUUGGAGGUUUUUGCUACCAUUUCAGUUCUGAGUGUCUCUCGCCUGGAUCAAAGAUACACAGACGUUGGAGUGACACAUAGUUUGAUUGAAUUUGACCACAAAUCUGUGUUUUAUAGGUGUGAACUGUAGUUGUAUGUACUGUAUUUUACAAAGCACUGCAUAAUAUACUGAAUACAGCAGGCGUUGUGUAGUUUGACAGUAAAACCUUGCCCCUCCGCGGGUCGUUGAUGAAUCUGUUUAAUGUGCAGUACAAACUGAGCAAUAUCUCUAUUGCUGUGAUACUGUGAAACUGCCAUACUGGUGAUGUAGAGAGGCCAUUCGACAUGUUGCAUUAUUGCGUUAUUUCACAUCGAUUAAAAGUUAGGCUCCAUCACUUCUGGCAUGCUCAGCUUUUCUCUCUGUUUGUACGUUAAGCUAAAAACCUUAAUGCACUUCAUAAUAAUUUGCUCUUUUUCUCAUCAGUAGUGUUGUAGUACUCAAGUCCAAAAACGAGUGGUCCGAGUCCUCUGUAUGAGGAGAAGUUCAUUAAAAACUGAAACUUUUUUUCUAUCCUUACUAAACACUAACAAUUAAUCCAAUCAGACCCAAUGGCUAACAGCAAAAAAAAACUAGCUAGCUAAAAUACUAAUGCUACCGGGAGGAGAACUAAAUCUAGCAACGAGCUAACUAACUUUAGUGACAGGCUAGCUAAAAUACUAAUGCUACCAGGGAGAGAACUACCAUUAGCAAAAAGCUAGCUAACCUUAGCGAUGAGCUAGCUAACCUUAGCGAAGAGAUAGCUAAAAUACUAAUUCUACUGGGGAGAAAAUUACCAUUAGUAACGAGCUAGCUAAAAUACUAAUGCUACCGGGGAGAGAACUACCAUAAGUGACAAGCUAGCUAACCUUAGCAACGAGCUAGCUAACCUUAGCAACGAGCUAGCUAACCUUAGCAACGAGAUAGCUAACCUUAGCGAUGAGCUAGCUUAAAUACUAAUGUCACCGGGGAGAGAACUACAGUUAGCGAUGAGCUAGCUAACCUUAGUGACAAGCUAAAUUACACACUAAUGUUACCAGGAAGAGAAAUAAAGCUAGCAAUGAGCUUGCUAACCUUAGCGAUGAGGUAGCUAACCUUAGCGACAAGCUAAAUUACACACUAGUGUUACCGGGAAAAGAACUAAGCUAGCAACAAGCUAGCUAACCUUAGCAAUGAGCUAGCUUACCUUAGCGACAAGCUAAAUUACACACUGAUUUUCCUGGGAAGGGAACUAAAGCUAACAAUGAGCUAGCUAACCUUAGUGAUGAGCUAGCUAACCUUAGCAACAAGCUAAAUUACACACUAAUGUUACCGGGAAGAAAACUAAGCUAGCAACGAGCUAGCUAACCUUAGCAACAAGCUAAAUUACACACUAAUGUUACCAGGAAGAGAAAUAAAGCUAGCAAUGAGCUAGCUAACCUUAGCAACAAGCUAAAUUGUACACUAAUGUUACCGGGAAGAGCAUUAAAGCUAGCAAUGAGCUAGCUAACCUUAGCGAUUAGGUAGCUAACUUUAGCGACAAGCUAAAUUACACACUAAUGUUACCAGGAAGAGAAAUAAAGCUAGCAAUGAGCUAGCUAACCUUAGCAACAAGCUAAAUUGUACACUAAUGUUACCGGGAAGAGCAUUAAAGCUAGCAAUGAGCUAGCUAACCUUAGCGAUUAGGUAGCUAACUUUAGCGAUAAGCUAAAUUACACACUAAUGUUACCGGGAAGAGAAAUAAAGCUAGCAAUGAGCAAGCUAACCUUAGCAACAAGCUAAAUUACACACUAAUGUUACCGGGAAAAGAACUAAGCUAGCAACAAGCUAGCAAACCUUAGCGAUGAGCUAGCUAACCUUAGCAACAAGCUAAAUUACACACUGAUUUUCCUGGGAAGGGAAAUAAAGCUAGCAACGAGCAAGCUAACCUUAGCGACAAGCUAGCCAACAUUUGCAACAAGCUAGCUUAAAUACUAAUGCUACCAGAGAGAGAACUACCAUUAAUGACGAGCUAGCUAACCUUAGCGAUGAGCUAGCUAAAAUACUAAUGAUACCAGGAAGAAAACUACCAUUAAUGACGAGCUAGCUAAUGCUAGCUAGCAAUUAGCUGUUUGAGGGCAAACUGUGAUUGUUUUUAUACAUUUUCGAAUAAAAAUGAAUGGAAUUUGAAUUAGAAUUUUUAUUUUUAAAUCUUAAUCUGGUUUCGUUCUUGACUCGGACUAGACUACUAAAAGUCUUGGUCUUGACUACAACACUACUCAUCAGUCUUUUCUUUAGAGGGACGUUUACUCUGCAGCUGCGUAACGCUAGACAGUAGGUUUUCUUAUUGAUUCUAGUUUUCAGAAGAUUUCAGUCUUUCAUACUUCAGUUAAUCAGGAUUAAAUCCACUCUCUGAUAAUAUUUGUGUCAAUACAGUGAUUUUAAAGAACGUUCUAAAGCAGCCUCACUUUUAUAUGUAUCAUGGUUGUAUUUGAACUGCAUCUCAAAUAAAGGCAUUGCUUAAGUG
Molecule: messenger RNA, 7561 nt
Organism: Astyanax mexicanus (Mexican tetra)
Lineage: Eukaryota; Metazoa; Chordata; Actinopteri; Characiformes; Acestrorhamphidae
Gene: camkva
Product: CaM kinase-like vesicle-associated a
Exons: 12
Coding region: 278-1474 (398 amino acids)
Biological process (GO): peptidyl-serine phosphorylation
Cellular component (GO): intracellular anatomical structure
Molecular function (GO): calmodulin binding; ATP binding; calcium/calmodulin-dependent protein kinase activity
Source: RefSeq, a predicted model, not a curated record